ACCCCGGAGCGCGCGGUUCCGCUAGCGCUGAGUUCCGCGCGCCGGACCGAAGUGGCGGUGGAGGCCGGUGAGUCCCGAAGGGAAAUGCCACUCCCUUCCCCGGCUCGCCGACGGCGGAGGGUAGAGACGGUGAGAGCUUCUGGUUCCUUCUUCUCCACCCGCGGCGUCGGUCGGCUGGUGGAGACGCGCGUGGGGUGACCAGGGAGGCGGGGAGGAGGAGAGUACUGCGGCAGGUGGAUGUCAACUGUGGCGUUAGGGGGCCCUAGCUGCUGUGUCCAACAUGUUCAAUAUGAAGUUAUUAGUAAUUCUUCUGUUUUGGGGACUUGUCACUGGCUAUAGAGGUAACUCUUCCUAUAUCUUGGUACCUCAGUUACUUCUGGUAUCUUUUGACGGUUUUAGAGCUGACUACCUGAAGAACUAUGACCUUCCUCACCUCCAGAGCUUCAUCAAAGAAGGUGUCUUGGUGGAACAUGUUAAAAAUGUUUUUAUCACAAAAACAUUUCCAAACCACUACAGCAUCGUGACAGGCUUAUAUGAGGAAAGCCAUGGCAUUGUGGCCAACUCCAUGUAUGAUAACAUCACAAAGAAACAUUUUUCUGAAUCCAACGAUAAGGAUCCAUUUUGGUGGAAUGGCGCAGUGCCUAUUUGGGUGACCAAUCAGCUUCAGGAAAACAGAUCAAGUGCUGCCGCUAUGUGGCCUGGUACUGAUGUGCCCAUCCACAAUAUCACACCUUCCUAUUUUAUGAAUUACAACAGCUCAGUGCCCUUUAAGGAGAGACUAAAUAAGGUUACCAGUUGGCUCAGCAGUUCCAACCCACCAGUCACCUUUGCAACGCUCUAUUGGGAAGAACCAGAUGUAAGCGGCCACAAAUACGGGCCUGAAGAUAAAGAAAACAUGCGUCGGGUAUUGAAAGAAGUAGAUGACCUUAUUGGCGAUCUUGUCCUAAAGCUCAAGGAGUUAGGAUUGUGGGAACACCUUAAUGUGAUCAUUACAAGCGAUCAUGGGAUGGCUCAGUGUUCUAAGAGCAGACUGAUAUAUUUGGAUUCUUGCAUCGACCAUUCAAACUACAGUGUUAUAGACUUAACCCCUGUGGCUGCGAUUCUUCCCAAAAUAAAUGUAACAGAGGUUUAUGACAAACUGAAACACUGUAACCCUCACAUGAAUGUUUACCUCAAAAAAGCUAUUCCUAACAGAUUUUACUACCAGCACAGCAAUCGAAUUCAGCCCAUUAUUUUGGUUGCUGAAGAAGGCUGGACGAUCGCACUCAACACGUCAUCAUUAAAAUUAGGUGACCAUGGCUAUGACAAUUCCCUGCCUAGUAUGCAUCCGUUUCUUGCUGCCCAUGGACCUGCCUUUAGGAAAGGUUACAGGCAGAGCACCAUCAAUACUGUGGAUAUUUAUCCAAUGAUGUGCCACAUCCUGGGACUAAAACCACAUGCCAAUAAUGGAACCUUCAGCCAUACCAAGUGCUUGUUAGUGGACCAGUGGUGCAUUAAUCUCCCAGAAGCCAUUGGAAUUGUUGUUAGUGCACUGUUGGUAUUAACCAUACUAACAGGCCUCAUAAUAUUCAUGCAGAACAGAGCAUCUGCAUCCCGCCCAUUCUCCCGCCUUCAGCUGCAGGAAGAUGACGAUGAUCCUUUAAUUGAGUAAUUCACCGUGUCUUAUUAAUUUCAAAACUAAGGAUCCAUGCAAGGAGUGGUGUUACAGCCAUAAGAAGGAAUAUUUCAAAAGAUAAGACACACAUGGCAAAAUUACUCUGGGUGUGUGUGUGUGUGUGUGUGUAUGUGUGUGUGUUUGUUGUUUUGGUGUAUCGCCUGAUGCAAAUAACCCUGAUGGUAUUAGAGUCGCUGGUAAAUCAGUUUAAACCACCUGUUUCCCUAGCAAGACUAGCCUUUGAGAAAAAACUCUGGGUCCUCCUUCCUCCUUCUCUUCCUUCUUUCUUUCCUUUUUUCCUUCAUUCCUUCCUUUUGUCUUUUCUUCCUUCUUCCUUCCUUCUUUCUUUUUAAUGAAAUAUAUCUUUAAAUGAAAAUAUACCAGGAUUUAAUAGGCAUGCUUUUCUAACAAGUUUAUAUAUUUGUAAAUGACACAAAACUAUUUAUGUAAUUUAUGCAUUUUGUGUAUCCUGGAGAAAAAAUUGCAUAUAUUUUUAUAUUUGUCUUUAGUUAGUGUGUAUCCCAGGAAAACCCUUGAAGUAGGAAAUUCUGAGAUAGUUAAUAAAACUGAUUAGCGACAUAGCAUAAGUGUAGCAUACAAAGAAACUGUUUUAAAUAAAGCUGCUAAAAACAAACAAAACCCAAGGACAACUAUGUAAGCCGUUGACACCUCAGAAGUUGAGUCUGGGGCUGGACUUGGUGAUGCACACCUGUAGGCAGGAUGAAGCAGAGGGCCCUGAGAUGGAGUCCAGCUUGGGUUACAUAACACCUUGUGGUUUUCUUUGUUAAUUUAUUUGCUUUAGUUACAUUUUUAGAUACUAUUGUUAAUAAGGAGUUUCAAAAAUUUGUGUUUAACGUCUCUGGCUAAGUUGUGUAUGCCAGCGUGUUUGUAUGAGUGAGUGUGCAGACGUCAUAUGACAUGUACAGGGGACUGGACUCUGUGCCAGAACACAGCUGUCAAGAAAGGUUCAGCUCGAGGAAAGGCUACUUCUUGCAGACCUUAUGUGUAUACUUUCACCAACUCAAAACUUAAUAUCACAAUUAAAACAUCAUAUUUUUUGUUACAAUUUUCAAUUCUCAUGUUUAUUGGAAGUGUUCGAAUGCUGUAAGAAAAAAAUAUGGCCUGAGUAUAAAGCUGCAAGGUCAGGACUUUUGUAUUGACCUUCUGGUCUUGAAUGUGCCUUCUGUGCCGUCGAGUGGUAAGACGUAAGAUGGAGUUCAGUGCUAAGGGCGGAGCAGCUCCAGCCCUGCACUGCCUGCCUCCUCACCUGACUCAUCGUGACCCUGAGAACCAAAGAGUUGUUGUGAAGCACUGUCGUCAUUCGUUCCCUCCAUAGCUGGGUACUCAGAACCAGAGCUAUUAGAACAGCCUGUAUAAUGUCCAUUAGACAACAGACCACCGCUUCCUGUUACUGGUGUGAUCUUCAGCGCUCUGACAACAUAAAGCAAACUUGGUUAUUGCUUUCAGAUGCUCUACAGUAAGUACGCAGUGCAGUUAGACACUGAUGAUCUGUGGGGAUCGGAGACGUUUGUCAGCCAUCUUAGAUCUAUUGUGCUGUACUGGCUCACUGCGAACUUCCUUAAAGUUUGAUGUCUGACGCUUCGUCGAAUUGGGGUUUUGAGAGGCAUUUCCGUACUACAUAUAUAAUCUAUGCUCUUGGUCACAGAAUGGCUGAUUCAGGGACAGGAUAGGACUGAUUUUGUUCAUAAAUGUUCUGAUUUAUUUGUUACAUGCAAUAGUGAUACUAAGGGGUAAAGAGUUGAUCCAGUAAAAUAAUAGAGAAAUCCCUGCUUAUUUCAAUUUCCAUUUAAAAAAAUAACAAACUGCCAUAUUCACUUUGAAAAAAAAAAGAGUGGGUGUUUUUGAACCAUCUACGAGCAGUGUUGAAGAUACCCUAGUUCCUACAGUGGUGUGGAUUCCAGUGACUCCUUUACCUCCACUGCACCUUAUACUUGGUGUCCACCUCUGGAGCAGUUUUUUUUUUAAAGGAUGGGAGAGAAAGGGAUGCCCUGUCAGGGUCUUAGCCCUUGCAGCACAUGUAUUUAUUUUGUAUUUUAUUUUGUUCUUAGAAUACUAGAACUAGGUAAGAUUUUAUAACGUGCUUAUUCAAGAGACAAAAAUAGUAUUUAUUUAAUCAAAUAGAUUAUCAUAUUGAACUUUCUGCUAAUUUCAUUUGUAUCUUUGAAAAAAAAAAAAAAAAGAUCACUGUUAAAACCCAUGGCUGCAGUUUUGCUCUGAGAAAACCUUUUCGGUAAAGGUAGCCUUUGACAUAGAGGUUUGGUGUGUAUGUUGUAAAGCAUUCACUAAGCCUGCUCUGCUUUCUGUUCAGGAGAAAAUACAUGGCUUCAGGAAAUAUUUAGCUCUUAGUGAUAGUACCCAAAGAUAACAGGAAAGUGUUUGUCUGUGUGGUUUUGUUACUUGCACUAGUCAGCUCAGAACUGAGUACCUUGACUUUCUAGUAGAGGACCAGUCAUGUCCCUGUUAAACACCUAUCAUGCAUGCUCUUCUGUAAAAUCCAUGGAGUAUGGCAAAGGCUCGCUGGCAGUGCUGCCCAGAAGGCUUCCUUUGAGAACCCACAGGUAAAGCCUUGGGAUGUUAAAGGAUCAAAUGCCUUUGCACUGAUCUUGGGUGUAUCCCUCUCAUGCCCACCUGGUAAGCUUUAAGGAUGGUUGGCUUUAAUUCCUUUUAUGAAGAGUGGUUCAUUUCGUUUUUAACAUUACAAAUGAAGGACAAAGAUUAGGUAUAUAAUGUAUUUAUUGUCAGUUCUCAAAAAGCCUGUAAAUACAGUGAGUAUGCUGUAAGGAAAUUUGCAGUGCCUUAAGUUAAAGGAAAUGAAUUGUUUCAACUUGUAGCUAAUGAUUUUGUUUAUGAUUAAAAUGUAUGUAAAUAAAGUCUACCCAGACAAA
This is a messenger RNA of Arvicanthis niloticus (Nile rat), 4560 nucleotides long. RefSeq names its product ectonucleotide pyrophosphatase/phosphodiesterase 4 (gene Enpp4). NCBI's taxonomy places the organism in Eukaryota, Metazoa, Chordata, Mammalia, Rodentia, Muridae. The record is from RefSeq and is a predicted model, not a curated record.